GUGUGCUUGGUGAGCCGCGGUUCGGCCGGAGAUCAUAAAUCUGUGCGGAGGCGACACCUGAUGCGUGAGGGUCUCGCACGGCGUGUUUUCUCCCACGCAGCUUUAUACUUGUGUGUGUUUGCGUGUCACAAGUCUGGUCUUGACACACCUCUCCCGAUUUGCUGACAAGCCAUUCUUACUUCCUCUCAAAGAAAACCAGACAAGGUCUCAUCUUCCCGGGGCGGUGCGCGGGGGUCAUGCGACCUCGUUCUGCUGGGACCAGCUUGUGAAGGGAGCUUGGCAGUCGGCUACAGCGGCGGUCGCAGUUAACGGCGGUGGUCGCAGUUGAGGGAGUAGUGGUAGCCAUAGCGAUGAAGCAGGAAGUGGGGACGGCGCGUCUGGGGCGAGCCGCGCUCGUUAGCAUCGUUGUAACUUUGUGUCUUAGUGGUGUGCGCGUGACCGCCCUCAAACCUCAACUUUUCACGAGACGGGGCGCCUCAGGUUACUCCGCCGAGCACGCCGUCAGCUACGAGACGCGUUACUUUGAGCAGAAGAUUGAUCACUUUGGUUUCUUAGAGGAUGGCACUUUCAAGCACAGGUACCUUGUGGCCAACCAAUCCUGGAAUCCAGAAGGAGGACCGAUUUUGUUCUACACUGGCAAUGAAGGGGACAUCGCCUGGUUCUGCAACAAUACUGGUUUCAUGUGGGACAUUGCUGAGGAGUUGGGUGCCAUGCUUGUAUUUGCUGAACAUCGUUACUAUGGAGAGUCACUGCCAUUUGGACAAGACUCGUACAGCGAUAGCAAACACCUGAACUACCUGACCUCAGAGCAGGCCCUGGCAGACUUUGCAGUGCUAAUUCAGGAGCUGAAGAGCACAGUGACUGGAGCUCAGUUAAGCCCUGUCAUUGCUCUCGGAGGUUCCUAUGGAGGAAUGCUGUCUGCCUGGAUGAGGAUGAAAUACCCCCAUAUAGUUGUAGGAGCUCUGGCAGCUUCUGCUCCAAUAUGGCAGUUUCCUGGUAUGGUGCCAUGUGGAGACUUCUACAAAGUAGUGACGCAAGACUUUGCCAAAAGCGGGUUUAACUGUGAUGUUAAUGUCAGAAGAUCGUGGAGAGCUAUUGAUAAUGUCUCCUCUACUGAUCAAGGCCUACAGUGGCUAUCGGAGCAAUUUGGUUUAUGCGUCCCUCUCAAAAAAAGGGAGGAAGCUCUGAGCCUCAAGGGCUGGCUUCAGGAGACCUGGGUGAAUUUGGCCAUGGUGGAUUACCCCUACGAAGCCAGCUUCCUCCAGCCGCUUCCACGAUGGCCAAUCCAGGUUGUGUGCAAGUACCUUGGAUUUGAGUCUGCGGUAUCGGACUACCAGCUACUUCAUGGGAUCUCACAAGCAGCCAAGUUGUACUACAAUUACACCGGAAGAAGUUCCUGUUUAAACACAUCCGAGACGGCAACUAGCAGCCUUGGCUUCCUCGGCUGGUAUUAUCAGGUAGCACAGAGGACAGAAAUCAUUAUUCCCUUGGUGAAUUAUUCAACAGUGAGAGCUGUAAGUGGGCAAGUUCAGUUGUCAGACUUGAUUCAAGCUCAAUCUCUCAUCCUCCAGGCUUGCACAGAGAUGGUGAUGCCUAUGUGUACGGAUGGUAUCCAGGACAUGUUUGAGCCCCAGGAGUGGAACUUCCAGGCCUUCUCAGAUGAGUGCCAUUCCCUGUUUGGAAUUAGGCCUCGGGCUGACUGGGCAGGCACAGUCUAUGGGGGAAAAGAUAUAGCCUCUCACAGCAACAUCAUCUUCAGCAAUGGAGGACUUGAUCCCUGGUCAAGUGGUGGUGUGACUCGGAACAUAUCAGAUUCUCUUGUAGCCAUCAUGAUUCCUGAAGGAGCUCAUCACUUGGACCUUCGCUACAACAAUGCCAAUGAUCCUCCUUCAGUCCGCACAGCCCGGGCCCUGGAGCUGAUGUACUUUAAGAAGUGGAUCAUGCAGGCUAAAAAGGCACCUUAAUCUACAUUGCUUACAUGCUUCUAAGAGCAGCACAAUUCUUAGCCAAAUCAGAUAUUGACUAUGUUCAGGUUUUGUUUGGAUUUGAUUUCCUUUCUAUGGUGCUCUUUGUUACAUGUCAGAGUUUACUCUUCUAAGUACUGUCAGAUUAUGUGAAAACAUGAAUUUCAAGCCUUACUUUGGAAAAAUUGUUUUUUUGAUUGUAGUUCUUUUGUAUUGAGUUUUUGGCUUUAUUAUUUCUGUCAAAUGCUGGAAUAUGAGUAAGUGUUCUUACCUAAUCGGACACUAUCUCAAUGCAACAUACCAAACAAUGUUUUGAAAUUCUCAGUGCAUGAAAGGGCUAAUUUCAUAGUUUUGUGAGCCAUACAAACAAAACCUUUUCCAAUCAGUGUGUUUUUUCUUCUUUCUUCUUGUUGCCAUUUUGUGUUUAAACAGCCAAAAGAAAUUACUCUUUGAACCAAGUCUCAGGAGCAAUUUCAGGAAGUGAUUAAUGUGUCAAAGGGACUUCAGUUUGGGAGUAUUUUGCACUAUUCUAUGUACAAUGUUAAACACAAUUUGUAAUUAUUUACAGAGCGUGUGUCUUCCAGUGCUUUAUGAAGGACACUCCAAUAAAUCGUGUUUUUUUACAUGCCAUCUUUGUCAAGGGACAUAUCCACCAAUGAGGCUGAUUAAAAAUGGAAGUAUGACA
Molecule: messenger RNA, 2649 nt
Organism: Lampris incognitus (smalleye Pacific opah)
Lineage: Eukaryota; Metazoa; Chordata; Actinopteri; Lampriformes; Lampridae
Gene: prcp
Product: prolylcarboxypeptidase (angiotensinase C)
Exons: 8
Coding region: 351-1964 (537 amino acids)
Biological process (GO): regulation of blood vessel endothelial cell migration; angiogenesis involved in wound healing; proteolysis
Molecular function (GO): dipeptidyl-peptidase activity; serine-type exopeptidase activity
Source: RefSeq, a predicted model, not a curated record